Messenger RNA from Penicillium coprophilum, 570 nucleotides. RefSeq names its product DUF3237 domain-containing protein. The coding region runs from base 1 to 570 and encodes 189 amino acids. The transcript has 5 exons. The record is from RefSeq and is a predicted model, not a curated record. Lineage: Eukaryota; Fungi; Ascomycota; Eurotiomycetes; Eurotiales; Aspergillaceae.
AUGUCGCACCGAUCCGGGUUCCCCACGCUGCGCCCAGCGUAUAUCCUCAAGUUACUCGUAGGUGAAGGCAACCCCGUCGGCCCCGUCCAAUCCGGCUCUGAAUUCAUCCAUUAUGUGAUUAGUCCCUCCCUGUCUCGAGCGUCAUAUACGGCACUAAUCUAUCCCCAGGCAACUCCCGACGGCACAAUUGCCACAGUCCCCGGCUUCACGCCCGAAGUCAACGCGCGGAUUCUGUUUGCCGGCGACUGGCUGUAUUUUGACGCCGACAAGCAACAUGUGCGGAUGAAUGUAAAGGGGGUUGCUCGUACUCUAGAAGGCGAAGGGAUCAACUUCUCAUACUCGGGUGUUUCCAAAGUCUCGCCUGAGUUGGAGGGCAUUUUCGGUGGUCAGCCGCAGACAGUUCCGUUUGGGUUGUCAACCAUGAACACGCAUUUUGAAGUCGGAAGCGGUCGACUGAAGGAGCUGGAAAACUCGACGUGGAUUGGGAACGGGCGAUUUCUACACGAAGACGGCAAAGUGCUUGUCGAAGUCCGUAUUGCGCAGGUUGUUGCGAGCGAGGAUAUGUAUUGA